GUCAUCAACUCGACGCCAAGACAAACAGAUAUCUCAAACCAAAUAUAAAUAAAAAUAAAAAUAAAAACAAAAACAUAAAAAGCAUUAGAACAACCAAACCACCGAUUGUAAAUCUACUUCAAACGAAAUCAGUAUUAAUUCUUUGUGUGACACACUCGCUACUGCUGUUGCUGAUUUUACAGCCACCUCUGAACUACGCCCAAGUCCACGUCCAUCACCAAUCCAGAAACAGUAUGGCUAGCCCCGAUAGCAACAAUGUGGCCGAAUUCUCGCGCCGCUUGGCCACAUUCUCGAUCAAUGUGUACAACAAACUGAUCACGCAGAAACCCAAUCAGAACAUCAUCUUCUCACCCUUCUCAAUUCAAACCUGUGCAGCCAUGGCCCGCCUAGGAGCCGUAGGCGAAACAGCUGCCGAAUUGGAUCGCGGCCUUGGACUGAUUUCGAAUAAUGAAGCACAGAUUGCCGAGAGUUUCCACAAUGUGCUCGCAACUUACGAGAACAGUAGUAUUCUGCAUAUUGCCAACAAGAUAUAUAUCAUGACUGGUUUCCAACUCAAAGAUGACUUCAGUUCACUUAUCUCAAAACAGUUUCUAUCCGCUGUCGAACCCGUAGACUUCUCCAAAAAUGUUGAGGCUGCAGGUAAAAUUAACACCUGGGUGGAGCAGCGCACCAAUAAUCUCAUCAAAAAUCUGAUAUCACCAAGUGCAUUGGGUCAAGACUCGCGGUUGGUGCUGAUCAAUGCGAUACACUUCAAGGGAAAUUGGGUACAUCAAUUCCCAGAACAUAUGACUCACAAUGAACCUUUCCAUUUGAACGACGCUGAUAGCAUUGAAGUACCCAUGAUGAACUUGAAGAAACGCUUCCGAUAUGCGAACCUAGGUGAUCUGGAUGCCACAGCACUGGAAUUGCCCUACAAAGACUCGGACUUGUCCAUGCUGAUCGUGUUGCCGAAUAGCAAAACUGGUCUAUCACAACUGGAGGAGAAACUUCGCAGCACUCCGCUAUCCCAGAUUACGGGAGCACUCUACUCGACCGAUGUGAUUGUCAAACUGCCGAAGUUCAAGUCUGAGUUCGAGGUAGAGUUGACAGAGACCUUCAAGCAGUUGGGCAUGACGCAUUUGUUCUCGAAUGAUGCGGACUUCAGCAAAAUGCUCCAGAGUCCUGAGGCGUUAAAGGUAUCGAAAAUCAUUCACAAGGCCUUUAUCGAUGUGAAUGAGAAGGGCACUGAAGCAGCUGCAGCCACCGCAAUGGUUGUAUCUUGUGAAAUGAUGAUCAUCUCAUUUGAACCGGAGCCCAUCGAGUUUUUCGUUGAACAUCCAUUCUCUUAUUACAUUAUCAAUGAGAAUAAUGCGGUGCUGUUUGCUGGCAAGCAAUGUGGAAAAUUUUAAAUUUAAAGAAAACAAAAUUUUGUCUAAAAUUAAAGUCAACGCUUUAAGUUUUAUUAAAGAAAAAUUAUUUAUUGGCAGCUUCUAAAUUAUAAUAAAAUUUUUAAUUAAUUGCAUUUACAUUAAGACGAAUAAGUUAUAUAUCAAAGAAUCCACAACAUAUUUCGGUACAAAACAUAUUUAUCUGCUUUCCUUGAUAGGGUAAUCAUAAAAAAUAUAUACAACAUAUAGUAUUUUA
Drosophila albomicans is the source of this 1623-nucleotide messenger RNA. RefSeq names its product alaserpin-like. The transcript is spliced from 4 exons. The record is from RefSeq and is a predicted model, not a curated record. Lineage: Eukaryota; Metazoa; Arthropoda; Insecta; Diptera; Drosophilidae. Gene Ontology annotation, molecular function: serine-type endopeptidase inhibitor activity. The coding region runs from base 234 to 1388 and encodes 384 amino acids.